ACUGCUGGGUCCUGCCGCCGUCGCUCCCGCGGGUCCUAUCGCCGCCGGCUCAGCAUGAAGGUGUCGAGCGCCGCCGCCGCCAGCCCCAGCUGCGCGCUGCCGGGCGUGCGGGGCGCGGAGCCGGAGGCGGGCCGGGCGCGGGGCCGGGCGCUGCUGGAGCCGGCGGAGCAGGCGGCCGCGGCCGCGUCGCUGCUGUACGACAUGAAGGGCUGCUACUCGCGGCUGCGGGCGCUCGUGCCCACGCUGCCCCGCCACCGCCGCGUCUCCAAGGUGGAGCUGCUGCAGCACGUCAUCGACUACAUCUGGGCGCUGCAGCUGGAGCUCGACCUCGACCUGCCGCCGCCCGCCCCGCGCGACCCCGCCGAGGCAACCUGCGUGAGCGCGGCUGACCACAUCCUGUGCCGCUGACCAGGAGGACUCGUGGUGCUGAGGACUAGCUGCCUUGUCUCCCUGCCUCCCCUGGCAGGGGGGAAGGGGUCUGGAAGGUGCUGUUCCCCCUUCUUCCACCCCCUCAGCUGGAUUCACCCGAGGGGAAGACCCCUUGAGACCCCCGGCAAGCAGAGCUGAGCCUGGGCGGAGAUGAGACCCAGGACCCGCCACGCGGGGCAGCAGCCCUGGCACUCCCGGGGGCAUCGGAGCCAUGGAGGCUUCUCUGUAGGGGGGUCACGUGCUCCCAUUGACUUUUUUUUUCUUUUGAAAAACACUGAAGCCGUGUGCUUCUCAGACGCCUGAGAAGGGGCCUGUAUUGUAUAUUACAAUGAUGCUGCCGAGAAUAUUGUUCUACAAUAGCUGGAGUUUUGUUAUUAAACAAAUACCCAUGUGGA
Molecule: messenger RNA, 824 nt
Organism: Alligator mississippiensis (American alligator)
Lineage: Eukaryota; Metazoa; Chordata; Crocodylia; Alligatoridae
Gene: ID1
Product: inhibitor of DNA binding 1
Exons: 2
Coding region: 55-408 (117 amino acids)
Biological process (GO): circadian regulation of gene expression; negative regulation of transcription by RNA polymerase II; cell differentiation
Cellular component (GO): nucleus; cytoplasm
Molecular function (GO): protein dimerization activity; transcription regulator activity
Source: RefSeq, a predicted model, not a curated record